Enhydra lutris kenyoni (northern sea otter) is the source of this 5291-nucleotide messenger RNA. Its product is annotated as neuroligin 1. The record is from RefSeq and is a predicted model, not a curated record. Lineage: Eukaryota; Metazoa; Chordata; Mammalia; Carnivora; Mustelidae. Gene Ontology annotation, molecular function: neurexin family protein binding; signaling receptor activity. Bases 966 to 3530 code for a protein of 854 amino acids. Gene Ontology annotation, biological process: modulation of chemical synaptic transmission; synaptic vesicle endocytosis; presynaptic membrane assembly. The transcript is spliced from 8 exons. Gene Ontology annotation, cellular component: cell surface; postsynaptic specialization membrane; synapse.
AAACCUAUAUUAGGGGAAAACCAGGGUCCUCGGCAUUUUUUGCGAGCAGUGCACCCUGAAUGCAAAAAGAUUUUUUAAAAAGAGGAAGAAAGAAAGAAGCCACAGUUCUUUCGAUCACCUGAACAGGGCUACGAAAUCGCUUUACUGGACAUCAGCGCCAGGGAUUCAUUUUUGAGGUCAAUUUCCAAUCGAGAUAAAUCUAUUGGAUUAGUAGGAUUAUCUGAUUGCAGCCGAAAGAAGUAACGUUGUUUGAUCAUUUGUAUUUCUUGCCUGAUGGUCGGAUUUACAUGGAGGUGGCUUUGGGUCCCGAGAAUCCUGGAUCGUGGUUUCAUCUGGAGAGAAAAAAGGAUCAAUCGACACGUUUUGGAAGUGUCCGUGGGUGAAUAAAAAAAAGGGGGGGGGGCGCAAAACUGGGGUUGCGGCUGCUUAAAGAAGAAAAAUAAAUAAUAAAAGGAAGAAUCUUGAAUUCUGAAACAAGAAUUACCAGUGCUCAAGAUUCGAAAAAAGCGUCUAGAAGCUGAUAAAUACUUUGACCAAUUCAGCUUGAAUUUGACGGUGAAGUGUUGUAGAACUGUCUCCUUGAAUGAUUGGAAGGGGACUAGGGGAGGCUGAGGGGGCCCCCUCUGUGGCUUGAUCUUACCGAGGGAUGCAGACCUGCCGCUAACUGGAUUUGAUUUAUAAGAGGGAAAUCUACAGUCAAUGGCCACUCUUGUCACAUUGCUACUAUGGAAAACAGAAUGGUCAAUAGGAUAUGGUCUGAUAACUAGUGAUGAUUGAAGAUGCUACUUCAGUCCAUGUGAAAUCGAUGGGAGAUAGUGGCUGUAUAAAGAGCUUCCUGAGCUUUUCUUGACAAACUCGCCUUGAAGAAGUCAGAGGUGUAUUCUACCAUUAUACCGUCUUUCUCAAGUGGAUAUAAAUACCUUUGCCUCCCUGUAACCAGACAACUACACAGCUAAUGUGGGACCAUGGCACUGCCCAGAUGCAUGUGGCCAAAUUAUGUUUGGAGAGCAGUAAUGGCAUGCUUGGUACACAGGGGAUUGGGUACCUCAUUGACUCUCUGCGUGUUGGGAUGUUUACUUCAUGCUGCCCAUGUGCUUUCCCAAAAAUUGGAUGAUGCAGACCCACUGGUGACUACCAACUUCGGCAAGAUAAGGGGGAUUAAGAAAGAACUCAAUAACGAAAUUUUGGGGCCUGUUAUUCAAUUUCUUGGGGUUCCGUAUGCUGCCCCACCCACAGGGGAACAUCGUUUUCAGCCUCCAGAGCCACCAUCCCCCUGGUCAGAUAUCAGGAAUGCGACUCAGUUUGCUCCCGUGUGCCCCCAGAAUAUCAUCGAUGGCAGAUUGCCGGAAGUCAUGCUUCCUGUGUGGUUUACUAAUAACUUGGAUGUGGUUUCAUCAUACGUGCAAGACCAGAGUGAAGAUUGCCUAUAUUUAAACAUAUAUGUUCCCACUGAGGAUGUAAAAAGAAUAUCCAAGGAAUGUGCCAGAAAACCCGGCAAGAAAAUAUGUAGAAAAGGAGGUCCCCUUACAAAGAAACAGACAGAUGAUUUAGGUGAUAAUGACGGUGCUGAAGAUGAAGAUAUUCGGGACAGUGGGGGUCCCAAACCAGUGAUGGUGUAUAUCCAUGGUGGCUCAUAUAUGGAAGGUACUGGAAAUUUAUAUGAUGGGAGUGUCUUGGCAAGUUAUGGCAAUGUGAUCGUCAUCACAGUCAACUAUCGACUUGGGGUGCUUGGUUUCUUGAGCACAGGGGAUCAGGCUGCAAAAGGAAACUAUGGACUCCUUGAUCUCAUACAGGCUUUAAGAUGGACUAGUGAGAACAUUGGAUUCUUUGGUGGUGACCCCUUAAGAAUCACUGUUUUUGGAUCUGGCGCUGGGGGUUCAUGUGUCAAUCUCCUGACUUUAUCCCAUUAUUCUGAAGGACUUUUCCAACGAGCCAUAGCUCAAAGUGGAACAGCGCUUUCCAGCUGGGCUGUUAGUUUCCAACCUGCAAAAUACGCUAGAAUGUUGGCCACAAAAGUUGGUUGCAAUGUUUCAGAUACAGUAGAGUUAGUGGAAUGCCUACAGAAGAAGCCUUACAAAGAACUUGUUGACCAAGAUAUUCAACCAGCACGAUACCACAUAGCCUUUGGACCUGUGAUUGAUGGUGAUGUAAUACCAGAUGACCCUCAGAUAUUGAUGGAGCAAGGAGAGUUUCUCAACUAUGAUAUAAUGUUAGGAGUUAACCAAGGGGAAGGGUUGAAAUUUGUUGAAAAUAUAGUAGAUAGUGAUGAUGGUAUAUCAGCUAGUGAUUUUGACUUUGCUGUUUCCAAUUUUGUUGAUAAUUUAUAUGGAUAUCCUGAAGGCAAAGAUGUUUUAAGAGAAACCAUUAAAUUCAUGUAUACUGACUGGGCUGACCGUCAUAACCCUGAAACCAGAAGGAAGACAUUAUUGGCUUUGUUUACAGACCAUCAGUGGGUGGCACCAGCUGUGGCUACAGCAGAUCUUCACUCAAACUUUGGUUCACCUACAUAUUUCUAUGCCUUUUACCAUCAUUGCCAAACAGAUCAAGUUCCAGCUUGGGCUGAUGCAGCUCAUGGAGAUGAGGUUCCCUACGUACUAGGAAUCCCCAUGAUUGGACCUACAGAGUUAUUUCCUUGCAAUUUCUCCAAAAAUGAUGUGAUGCUGAGUGCAGUUGUAAUGACAUACUGGACAAAUUUUGCCAAAACUGGUGACCCAAAUCAACCAGUCCCUCAAGACACGAAAUUCAUCCAUACCAAACCCAACCGCUUCGAAGAAGUAGCAUGGACCAGAUAUUCCCAGAAAGAUCAACUUUAUCUCCAUAUUGGAUUAAAACCAAGAGUUAAAGAACAUUACAGAGCCAAUAAGGUGAACCUCUGGUUGGAGCUGGUACCUCAUCUGCAUAAUCUCAAUGACAUUUCUCAGUAUACCUCGACAACAACUAAAGUGCCAUCAACCGACAUCACUUUCAGACCUACGAGAAAGAAUUCUGUACCUGUCACAUCAGCAUUUCCCACUGCCAAGCAGGACGAUCCCAAACAACAACCAAGUCCAUUUUCAGUGGAUCAAAGGGACUACUCCACAGAGCUGAGCGUCACUAUUGCGGUUGGAGCAUCACUGCUGUUUCUGAACAUCCUUGCCUUUGCAGCCCUGUACUACAAAAAGGAUAAGAGGAGACAUGAUGUUCACAGGAGAUGCAGCCCUCAACGCACUACUACCAACGAUCUGACCCACGCACAAGAAGAGGAGAUCAUGUCCCUCCAAAUGAAGCACACUGAUUUGGAUCAUGAAUGUGAGUCCAUCCAUCCACAUGAGGUGGUUCUUCGGACCGCCUGCCCCCCAGAUUACACACUAGCUAUGAGGAGGUCACCUGAUGAUGUUCCCUUAAUGACACCCAACACCAUUACAAUGAUUCCCAACACUAUACCAGGGAUUCAACCCUUACACACAUUCAAUACAUUUACUGGAGGACAGAACAAUACUCUGCCCCAUCCCCAUCCCCACCCCCAUUCACAUUCAACAACCAGGGUAUAGCCAGAUAAGAGAAACAAACUCUAUUUUUUUGAUGGAUUGCAGUAAAAGAUUACUGAAGAUUCCUUGGCUUUCAACCUACAAGACUCUUACUAUUUAAAUAAGGAGGAAUAUUAUGUGAAUAUACAUAUCAAGAACUUUGGGGGUUUUGAAAAAAAAUAAAUUGUACAUAUAUACACAAAACAACUUUAAAAAUGAAUUUCAAUUGCUUGAAGCAAUUGUUCUGAAUGAUACUUUUUCAUUCACAUUCAAGAAAUAAUUUUUUGAAGAUUUAUGUUACAUAAUGGAAUUAGGCAUGUGGAACACCAAACAGGAAAGAACUAUGUCUGAAAUAUAAAUCAUAAAAAUAAAAAAAAACAACAACCAUGAAUAUGCACAAGGGACACACCAAUGGAAUGUCAGAUAAUUUUCACCAGUUUUUAUUUGGAGGCGUUUUAUUGUGUAGACCAUAUUUACAUAUUUGGAUAAGUACACAAAGCACCAAUGCUGUUAAUGGCCUUAGCGGAGGCUCAUGCUGAAAUUUGCCAGUAAAACAAAGAAGUUUAAAGACUGGCAGGUACAACAUUAUCACAUAAGUGCUGUCAGUAUAAAGUUGUGGGGAUAAAGGAAACUGGAUAUUUUUAGCACGAUGUGCAUGAUAAUUUAUAUGCUUGGUGGCUGUGCUGCUGAUUAAGCCGUAAUUAAAAUUCUUCUCAUCCCAUUGGAGUCUUUAAUAGAAGCUUCCUCCACCAAUUGGCAGAACCUAAAGAAGAUUUUAAGGGGCAAAACUAAUUAGGAGUAAAUAAUUCACAGUAGUUCUGAUAAUAGGAAGAAUUAGUUAUUAAAGGUAUUUGAAGAAACUAUAGGCAUAGUGGUGAAUACUCGCUGAUACGAAUCCCAGGAAAAAAGAAAUUCCUGUGUUUUUAAUGUUCUUUUCAUCCCAAUCUAAAUAAUUUAUAGAAAUACAACCCUAAUUGGACAUGUGUUACAGGAUCUAUAAUUUGCUGUGGUUUUUGUUAUUCUGUAUUUUGUUCCUUUUGGUAAGGUGAAGUGUGUCCAAAGAGUUACUUGCAACAGUCUUCUAUGAUAUGAGGAUGCCCCAAAUUACCACUCUGAUUACUGUUCUCAGUUAAUUGAUUUACUCAUGUUGCAUGACAAAAUGUUUACUAAUAAGAAUUCAAUAUACAGUUAUAUCCCUCCUCAUGUCACUUAUCUUUCUCACUAAGGCUCAUUCACUGGAAUUUACUCACCCAAUCUCAGUAGAGUACAACAUAGAUACAGAACCUAGAAGGAGAGUCAACACCUGGAGGAUUUUAGUCUUACACGUAUGUGUGAUUUUAAAUGAAUACUCUAAGACCACAGGAAACUCUUCAUCCCCCUGUUGUUUACCAGUAACAGUAUAUCACAGACCUUUCCAAAUGUUUGUAUAUGUAAUCAGAUGUACAUUUAUAUUAAAAAAAAUUGAGAUGGACUUAAAGAGCACAUCCUGAUAAAUACUUUCUCUCUUACCUGUACUAUAUUUCUAUUAGACUAAAGUUAUGUGAUUUUUUUUUUACAUUUUUUCAGAUGACUAGCAAUUUUGAUAGUUUGUAAGAUAAUGCAAAGAACUUUCUCUGACAAACUAACUGCAGUAACAGAAACCUUUCUUUUCAGUUACUCUUUUUCAAGAAUGAAAGCUUAUUAUACAAAAAAAAAAAAAAUUGUAUACUACUUGAUGGAAACAACUUUGUACAUCUUGGCCAUGUCACUGGUCAUUGCGUGAAAUAAAGAUAAUCUGGAUAAUGA